AUGCAAGGAGGAAUUGGACUAAUUGUAAGAGAUUUUACAGGCAAUUGCAUUGGAGUUCAAGGAGCCUAUUUUGAUGGAGGAAUGACUAAAGGAAUUGAAGUAGAGUUGGAGUGCGAAGCAAUGCUUGCAGCAGUUACUUAUGCAGUUGUAAAAGGAUUCAGUAAAGUAGUUUUUGAGUCAGAUAGUCAAGUUCUAAUAAAAUCCAUCAAUGAACAAAACUAUUAUGUUCAUUGGAUGAAUUGCUCCAUUGUCCUGGACAUUAAGUUCUUGUUAAGUAAGUUAGCUCAGUGGAAUUGUGUUUCAGUUAAGAGAAGUGCAAAUGGUGUAGCUGAUAAACUGGCAAAAAAAGCCAGAAUAUUAAGGUCAAAUUUUGAGUUUCAGUCUGCUCUACCAUUAGAAAUUCAGGAGUGGGUAGAUGAAGAUAACAAUGUAAUCUCUUAA
This is a messenger RNA of Papaver somniferum (opium poppy), 441 nucleotides long. RefSeq lists its product as uncharacterized. The transcript has a single exon. Bases 1 to 441 code for a protein of 146 amino acids. The record is from RefSeq and is a predicted model, not a curated record. Lineage: Eukaryota; Viridiplantae; Streptophyta; Magnoliopsida; Ranunculales; Papaveraceae. Gene Ontology annotation, molecular function: nucleic acid binding; RNA-DNA hybrid ribonuclease activity.